Theobroma umbraticum is the source of this 5216-nucleotide messenger RNA. RefSeq names its product Tetratricopeptide repeat (TPR)-like superfamily protein (gene SLG1). Gene Ontology annotation, biological process: RNA modification. Gene Ontology annotation, molecular function: RNA binding; protein binding. The record is from RefSeq and is a predicted model, not a curated record. NCBI's taxonomy places the organism in Eukaryota, Viridiplantae, Streptophyta, Magnoliopsida, Malvales, Malvaceae.
AGAAUUGCUUGUUAAAUCUUCAAAUGUGCAUAAAUUCUAUUUUAAUUCAUUUCAGAUGCAUGGGCAUCGAUUGUUGUGAAAGCUAGUAUUAGCGGGAAUGAGCGCAAACGCGGCCUCCGAAUUACCGAUAAUUGAAUUGGCAAAGCAAUUUGCGCCGACCAACUUAAACAUCUUUUGUUUUCUUUCCGUUUCCAUGCACAAGAGAUGCUUGGGGAAAUGCUUCCGCCAGGGUUAGUGUCCAAAGCUUGGAUUAGUAUGCUCAAUGACUGCACCAGACAUGGUAGGCAUUGUCAAGCUUUGUCCCUUUUCGUUCAGAAGGUGCGAUGUUCAUCAAGUUUUGGACUUGACCACCAAGUUCUUGCGGCUAUUCUCAAAUCCUGCGCUGCCCUUCGGACCACCCUUUUCGGAAGGGCUCUUCACAGUUGUGCGGUGAAACUGGGUCAUGUCUCUUGCCACUCUGUGUCCAAAGCCCUGCUUAACAUGUAUGCUAAAUCAGGAGCUCUCGGUGAUUGUCAGAAACUGUUUAGUCAAAUGGGUACUUCUACUUCUGAUCCUGUUGUUUGGAACAUUGUCUUAUCCGGGUUGUCUGGUUAUCGGGAAUAUAAUGAUCAAGUUCUUCGUUUGUUUAAUUCAAUGCCUGUUUCCAAUGAAGCAAAGCCCAAUCCUGUCACAGUUGCUAUUGUCCUUCCUUUGUAUGCUCGGUUAGGAGACAUAGAUGGAGGGAACGUUGUGCACUCUUACGUGAUUAAGUCCGGAUUGGAUGCACAUACCCUUGUUGGGAAUGCACUAAUAUCGAUGUAUGCAAAAUGUGGACUAGUAAAAGAAGAUGCAUAUGCUGUUUUCUGUAGCAUUAGUGACAAAGAUGUUGUUUCGUGGAAUGCAAUCAUUGCAGGUUUUUCUGAGAAUAAUUUGAUGGAUGAUGCAUUUAGAUUGUUCAGGAAGAUGCUGAAAGGACCAAUAGCACCAAAUGAUUCAACGAUUGUGAAUAUUCUACUUGUUUGUGCUUCUUUAGAUAAGAAUGUUGCCUGCUACUUGGGGAAGGAGAUUCAUUGUUUUUUGCAGAGAAGGACCGAUAUAGGAGCAGAUGUUUCAGUCUGCAAUGCCUUGAUGAGCUACUAUUUGAGAGUUGGGCAUAUGGAUAAAGCGGAAUUAGUGUUUCAAAAGAUGGAAUCAAGAGAUUUGGUUUCAUGGAACGCUAUUAUUGCUGGAUAUGUGGCAAAUGGUUAUUGGUUGAGAGCUUUGGAUUUGUUUCUAGAAUUACUCUCUGCAAAUAUGUUUGGGCCAAAUUCUGUUACUCUUGUUAGCAUUCUUUCUGCUUGUGCACACUUAAAGGACCUGCAGGUUGGAAAAGUGAUCCACGGGUAUAUUCUUCGACAUUCUUGCUUAUAUGCAGAUACAGCGGUGGAAAAUUCCCUUAUUAGUUUCUAUGCAAAGUGUCAUCAUAUAGGAGCAGCUUAUCAGACAUUUUUGAUGAUUCCUUGGAGAGACUUGGUAUCAUGGAAUUCCAUUCUUGAUGCCUUUGCAGAGUGUGAAUAUGAUGCUCGGUUUCAGGAACUUUUAAACUUUAUGCUUGGGGAAGGACUUAGGCCUGAUUUCAUCACCUUCUUAGCCAUAUUACGGUUUUGUGUCUGUGUUUCAAGUCUAGUAAAGGUUAAAGAAACUCAUUGCUAUUGCCUCAAGGCUGGUUUUUUACAGGGUAAUAGUGAACCUGCUGUUAUAAAUGCAAUAAUUGAUGCAUAUGCUAAAUGUGGUAACAUGGGAUAUGCUUCAAGGAUUUUUCAUAGUUUUUCAGGGAGGAAGAAUUUGGUUACAUUCAAUUCAAUGAUCUCAGCUUAUGUGAAUUCUGGAUCAUAUGAUGAUGCAUUUAUGAUUUUUAAUGGGAUGUCUGUGAGGGAUCUCACCUCUUGGAAUUUGAUGGUUCAAGCAUGCACUGAAAAUGAUUGUCCUGGUCUGGCUCUCAGCCUUUUCCAUGAGUUACAAGCUCAAGGAAUGAAGCCUGAUGUAGUGACUAUUAUGAGCAUCCUUCCAGUAUGUGCUCAACUGGCCUCUGUUUACAUGUUGAGGCAGUGCCAUGGUUUUGUGAUAAGAGCUUGUUUUCAAGAUGCUCACUUAAAUGGAGCUCUUUUAGAUGUAUAUGCAAAAUGUGGCAGAAUAUGGAGUGCUCAUAAGCUUUUCCAGUCAACUCCUGUUAAGGAUCUGGUUAUGUUCACUUCUAUGAUUGGUGGGUAUGCCAUGCACGGUAUGGGUGAGGAAGCACUUAGCCAUUUCUCUUAUAUGCUUGAGUCAGGGGUGAAGCCUGAUCAUGUUAUCAUUACUGCCAUUUUAUCUGCUUGCAGUCAUGCUGGCCUUGCAGAUGAAGGGUUGAAAAUUUUUUAUUCACUAGACACUGCUCAUGGAAUGAAACCAAGCAUAGAACAUUAUGCUUGCAUUGUGGACCUUCUAGCUCGAGGAGGUCGAAUCAAUGAUGCAUAUUCUUUGGUUGCUGGUAUGUCUGUUGAAGCUAAUGCUACUGUGUGGGGGACAUUAUUGGGUGCCUGUAGGACUCAUCACGAGGUAGAAUUGGGCCGUGUUGUGGCAGACCACCUUUUUCAAAUUGAAGCUAAUAAUAUUGGGAACUAUGUGGUAAUGUCAAACCUAUAUGCGGCAGAUGCUAGAUGGGAUGGUGUCAUGGAGGUGAGAAAACUGAUGAGAACAAGAGAUUUGAGAAAACCGGCAGGAUGCAGCUGGAUUGAGGUGGAGAAGAGAAAUAACGUCUUCAUAUCUGGAGACUGUUUUCAUCCUGAGAGGAAAAUUAUCUAUAGUACAUUAAGUACCUUGGAUCAACAAAUCAAGGAGCCAUUUCUAUUUGAUAAGAUCAACAUAUUCUCUUAUGGCAUUUAGAGCUUCAUAAAAGGUAACUAGAGACUACUUAUGGGAUGAAACUAAGCAUAAAGCAAUAUGCUUGCAUUGUGGAUCCUUUAGCUCGAGGAGGACUGAUCAUGAGGUGGAAUUGGGCCGUGUUGUGGUAGAUCACCUUUUUCAAAUUGAAGCUAAUAAUAUUGGGAACUAUGUGGUAAUGUCAAACCUAUAUACGGCAGAUGCUAGAUGGGACGGUGUCAUGGAGGUGAGAAAACUGAUAAGUACGAUGCAGCUGGAUUGAGGUGGAGAAGAGAAAUAACGUCUUCACAGCUGGAGACUGUUGUCAUCCUAAGAGAUGCUAGAUCAGAUGGUGACAUGGAGUUGAGAAAACUGAUGAGAACAAGAGAUUUAUAAAACCUGCAGGAUGCAGCUGGACUGAGGUGGAGAAGAGAAAUGACGACUUCAUAGCCGGAGACUGUUUUCGUCCUAAGAGAAAAAUUAUCUAUGGUAAAUUGAGUACCUGGGAUCAACAAAUCAAGGAGCGAUUUCUGUUUGAUAAGAUCAACAUAUUCACUUAUUCCAUUUAGAGCUUCAUAAAGAAGGAAAAUGCGACUAAAAUGUCAAUAAUCUUAGAUGUUAUUGGUAAUAAUCUUGACAGACUGAAUGCCUUUUUUUGUUUUUGCUGGUAAGGGCAUUCUACUUACCGGAUCAAAUCCAUUUUACCUCAACUGAAUCUAGUCUUAAUGGUUGAAGUUGGUGUUCCUCAACUUCGACAGAUGUAUUAAAUAGAAAUAUCCAAGAUUUCAGUCAAGUGUCAGAAUUGGUUUUCUGCUUCUGCAGUGAUUUAGUUAACUUGAAACAAAUUGUUAGAAUUUCUAUAUACUGUUGUUGACUUAUGUCCUGUUUUUCAUUUUGAAGGUGAUUCUGCAAUGACCAGGACCAAGACUUGUUUGGAAACUUAAUAAUUUUUGUUUUUGAAGUUGAAUGAGCCCAUAAACUGUUUGCAGGCUCUCUCAUAGAGGAGAUAGUGUCAUCUUUGUUGGUAGUGUGAAUUAGUAAGUUGAAUGCUUCGAGGUUAGAUAUUGUUUUGAUGAUCAAUAGGCAAGGAUUCUGUGUAUCUUUUCCACAUAAGUUCGGUAUAUUUUAAGUUAAAAUUUCGCAGAAUGUAGAGGAUGCUAAAGUGGUUUUGCUCAAUUGGUUGCAACUUCAGAAAUAUCAGGUUCCAUCAUACAGUUUCCAUUUUCUUCUCCUCAUAUGUCACCAUAUUUGAAGUAUGUGUUUUGCAUUUGAUCUGCAUUAUGACUUUAGUACAAUCUAUUUUUCGUGGUCUUCUUGCCUGGAUUAACAAACAUGUUUCUACAUCUCACAUCUGAAGUAGUAUGAAAUUCUGUUGGUACCGAGUAUUCUUUUAGGUUUUCGUCAAUACUAAAGCUGCAAAUGAGCUGACCCAAGAAAAGAAAAAUUAUUGUUACAGUUUAUGCUCAGCUUUGUAAGGGGAGCAUAGGGCUUCAAUCAAGCGAACUCAAGUUUAGCUCAAAGAAAAUCUUGAAAAUCAGUUGAGACAUCAAAAAUAUUAAACAAAGUCAAGACUAAAUUCUAAGAAAAUCAGAAAAUUAUGGUCUGCCUGUAAUGCUGGACUGAUUUAUUAAACUAUUAUGCUAGUAUAGUUACUAUAUUCUAUUUUAUGUUUCUUAAGAUAGGAAGCUGUGGCAUUAUUUGUUUACUAUUUUCUUCAGGUUUAAAUGUUGACUUUAUUAAGUUAGUGCAGAUAUUCUCAAGUUCUAUAUAUGUUCUUAAGGUAGGCAGUUGUUGGCUUUAUUUUGUUCUUAUUUUUAUUUUCUUUGGGUCUAGAUCGUUGGUAUUCUGGUAAUGGACUCACUUUGGUUUUUAGUUUUAGUUAAGGAGUAGUUUUAAGUCAAUUUUGAUUGAUCGUUUUGCACUUUGGAUCUCUACUGCUUGUAAUAAUACUAGAACUCAAUAAAAUAUUAUGGAACUCCUUUAGUUAAUAGAGUAUCUGUUAUGACUACUUCAGUUGUUUUUAUUCUUUGCCUUUUAUGCUUUCUCUGGGAUUCUAUGAAGCAACUGUAAGCCUUAACCCUAGGUGUGAAGCUCAUAUCUUUUCUUCUUCACCAAUAUCUUCUUUAAUUCCACCUCUGUUUCAGAUUAAGAACCAUCUUUGAAUUACUUUUCGUCAUGGUUAUUCACAUAUCUGUUAUGUAGCAUCAACGAUACACUCUCUUAACACUUAGAAGGUUUCUCAUGCAAAUGAAAUGCUAAAACAUAUUGAUUACCUAUUUCCAUAAUUCAUAAUGGCAGGGAGAAGGGAAACAUGGUAUGAUCGACAACAGAUUACUCCUUGCUAUGUUGAAGAGAGUGUA